UUGAAUAUUAAUGUUUUUUUUUUGAAUAGGUAGUUGACAUUUCAGCCUUUAAUUAAUGGCCGUAAUUUCAUUCUAAAUAUAAGUCCUCAAUGAUCAACCUUUUUUUUUUUUGACUAAUGAUCAACAUUUCAGUAUUUUAGAAAAAGUUGCUUUAUACCUUGGUCCAUUAUAUAAAGGGGUUUUCUGUUAUUCAAUAGUCACAUAUCAGCCAAAAGCACCUCCCUUAAAAAAGAAUUAUUCACAUGGAUUUAUUUAGCUAUAUGCUAUGGAUGCUACUCUUAUGUGCAACAAUUAUAAUGUUUUUCCUGAUUUCACUUACAAAACCAAAAUCAUAUGCUAAAAACUUACCUCCGGGACCUUCCCCUUUACCUAUUUUUGGCAACCUCUUGGAUUUGUUGCCUUACACUACCAAGCCUCACAAGUACUUCGCCGAGCUAGCUAAGACUCAUGGCCCUAUCAUGAGCCUUCAACUCGGCUCCAUUACCGCCAUUAUUGUCUCGAAUUCCGUGCUCGCCAAACAAAUCCUUCUCAAAAACCACAAAAUUUCCUCCACCCUCUAUGAUCUUGACGCUGUUCAGGCUCAUGAUCAUGAAAAGUUCUCAAUCGGCCCGUUAUCGGCUUCUUCACCCAUGUGGAAGAUCCUUAGAAAAAUUUACAAUACAAGGUUGUUAAGUGAUAAAAUGAUGGAAGCCAUGCAAACUCAUAGAUAUAGAAAGUUGGAAGAUUUGUUAUGUUACAUGAAAAUAAGCUCGGAAGCUAACAUUUGUGUCGAUGUGGGACAAGUGGUUUAUGAUGCUUCUUUCAAUAUGAUAUGUAGUACCAUAUUUUCCAUGGAUUUGUCUAGUGAUAUUAGGAUAAUAGAGAUUAAAAAUUUGAUGGAUUGUAUUAUACAAGAGAUUGGUAGACCUAACAUCGUGGAUUGUUAUCCUUUUCUUAAGAUGAUUGAUCCACAAAGGAUCAAACACCGUUUGACAAUUUAUUGUGUGAAAUUGUUUAAGUUAUUUGAUGAGAUUGUAGGGUUGAGAUUGAAGUCUAAGGAAGGUGAAGCCAACUAUUCAGGCUUGUAUAAUGAUUUGUUGGAUGUGAUCUUGGAUGUUAUGGAAGAACAAAAGGAUGAAAUCAACGGAGAUCAUCUGCACCAUUUGCUUUUGGAUCUCCUUGGUGCUGGAAUGGAUACAACUUCGAAAACAAUAGAGUGGGCAAUGGCAGAAUUACUCCGAAACCCUAGUGUUCUACUCAAGUUACAAGAAGAAUUAGAAGGAGUGAUGGGAAAAGGAAAAAAUACAGUGGUCCAAGAAUCAAACAUCUCACAACUCCCAUACCUCCAAGCAGUUGUUAAAGAAACCCUUAGACUUCAUCCAGCCGCACCAUUGUUACUCCCUCGCAAAGUUGAACAAGACAUUGAUAUUGAUGGCUUUCUACUCCCUAAGGAUGCAAUGCUUAUAAUCAAUGCAUGGGCUAUCGGUCGCGAUCCAAAUACCUGGACUAGUCCAGAUUUGUUCUCUCCGGAGCGCUUCUUAGGCUCGGAGCUUGAAGUGAAGACACAAUUUUCGCAGUUAUUUACAUUUGGUGCAGGAAAGAAAAUUUGCCCUGGGAUGCCCUUGGCAAUGUGUAUGAUAUCUCUGGUGUUGGGUAACUUGAUUCACAAGUUUGAUUGGAAGCUUGAAGAUUGUGGGGAGCUGCAACAGGUUUUGGACAUGGAUGAUCAUUAUGGGAUUACUAUUAAGAAGGCCAAAUCCUUACGUGCUUUUCCUAUCCAACGUUUUGUAUGAAAAUGGGUGGGAAUUGUUUUUAUGA
Messenger RNA from Beta vulgaris subsp. vulgaris (sugar beet), 1797 nucleotides. RefSeq names its product geraniol 8-hydroxylase-like. Gene Ontology annotation, molecular function: heme binding; monooxygenase activity; iron ion binding. The transcript has 2 exons. NCBI's taxonomy places the organism in Eukaryota, Viridiplantae, Streptophyta, Magnoliopsida, Caryophyllales, Amaranthaceae. The record is from RefSeq and is a predicted model, not a curated record. The coding region runs from base 243 to 1772 and encodes 509 amino acids.